Molecule: messenger RNA, 1965 nt
Organism: Amoebophrya sp. A25
Lineage: Eukaryota; Dinophyceae; Syndiniales; Amoebophryaceae
Source: the annotation of a GenBank genome assembly
AUGCACCUACAUGCGGAACUACAUCUUGUUUACGAAGAAAAAUUGAUGACACUCCUUGGAUGAAAAAGCUUUCAAGCGAAUGAUCUUACCUACACCAGAAAUAAGACUACGCACUUUACUAGGCGUUGAGGUGUAAGCCUUGUUCAUGAUCGUUCUUUCGUACCUGUGCUGCAUCAAGUCCCGUAAAAAGUUAGAUGAAGCCAGCUAGCAACUAUUCUAUUCAUUUCAUGCAUCGCGACGUGAAGAGUCAGAAUGUGGUGGUGCGAGGAACGCAGCUGAAGUUGUGUGACUUCGGAAAGACCCGCAAAUUGGAGGACAAAGCGGACCUUCUGAAAAGCAUCCAGGUGAAUGAUCUUAUGGUGCUUAUCACUCUUUCUGAAGAUUUUCUUGUGAGAGGAAAACUGUACUAGAAUACCGUUUGUUAGAACGCUUUUUUGUUUAAUGUAGAAGGUCUACCUGAAGACAGACUAUUCUUGCGGAUCAUGUCUUGAUUAUGCUGGCGGAAGGUUAUACUUGAUAGUUUAUCAAUCGGUUGUGCUGCUGCUCUUCAACAGAAGGCACAGGAUAGUUGAAAGGCCUCGAUGAAGAUGUCAGUACGUUACGUAUAGAUGAGGAUCCAUGACAUGACAUGACCAUUCUUGCGGAUGAUCUGGAACAACUAGUCAACUACUUCUAAAAAUCCGUCACAACAAGUUUCAUCGCGGCAAGACUCUGGCACCCCUCUUUCUCCACAGCAGCUGCAAGCACAGCGGCAGCAGUUGGAGUCUCUGGCGCUACCUCGCGCCACCCUUCUGACCGAAAACGGCGGUAGCCCUCGAUACAUGCCAAGGGAAGCUUUUUUCGCGAACCGAUUCGUCACUGAACGAGUAGACGCGUGGGCUUUUGGCUGCUUCCUGCUCGAAUCAUGGACACAGAAAGUACCUUGGCAUGAAGUUGCUUCGUCAUUAUGUGAUGUAACCGUGUUUUUACUAUUCAUGGACACAAAGAGUGGUGCCUUGGCAUGAAGUUGCUUCGUCAUUAUGUGAUGUAACUCUGCUUUUACAUACUAAUACUAUUGGGUAGUGUAGUACUCAUCUGUGUACUUACAACUAUGUGUUAUUACUACGGUGGGUACUAUUAUUACUACAACUACUAUCUUCACCAAUAGAUGCUAAUACUAGAGUCCGUCGUGGAUCUCGUGGUGCACCAGGAGCGAGCGCCGAAUGUGGACUUGCUACCGCCAGCGUUGAAGUUACGAUGUUGAAACUCAGCGAAUUUGCUUAAUUGCGGUUGCUCUGACCGAUGGAUGAAUAAGAACUUGUACUGAAGUGCGGCUGAAGAACAUGAUCUUCCCGCACACGAUUCUUGCCCUUGGUGUGCUUGUAAGUACUUUGAUCAAUCACAGCAAAUAUUUAGUAGUUGUUGGAUGAGGACAGACUUUGAUUGAUAACAGCGUAUAACUACUUGUUGUGUAACUUAUACUUUAUUUGGCUGACUCACGGAUCUAAUACAGGGAAUCGCACAAGCAUUGUUCCGAGUCGACCCCGCAGAGCGACCCUGCAUGGCUGAAGUGCUCUACUUCUUGCGGCGACAUAAGCACGAUAUAAUCUGUGGGGAACAAUCAAGCGCGAUAGCUGCCGGGAAAUAGUCGAGGCAUCUUCUUUGGAACCGUCGGCGUAGAAAUGAGUACUGGUAAUAAGAAAUUGGGGUGACAUGGAAAAGAAGACAAGCACAUGGACAGCAAGACUCUGCUUUAGCCUGAUGCCCGGCAUCUGAGGAAAAGAGUUUUCUAUGAAGCCUGCGGGAACGUCCUCAUCACAGAAUUUGGACAAGAAGACAAGCACAUGUACAGCAAGACUCUGUUAGAAGACUUCUAUGUUAUAUGCACAAGAAGGAACAUAUAAUAUCUCAAGACAAGAUUGAACAGUUGAUGAACUACCCGGCUAGAAUGAAUCCGGGCAAUGAACCAUACGACCUUAAACAACG